Paraglomus occultum is the source of this 636-nucleotide messenger RNA. The record is from the annotation of a GenBank genome assembly. Lineage: Eukaryota; Fungi; Glomeromycota; Glomeromycetes; Paraglomerales; Paraglomeraceae.
AUGACUAUGACUGCGCCAGUGAUGAAUAAUAUAUUUAGUGAUGUCUUGGAUUAUCUGAAACUUCGCUGGGGGGAAACAUUGUCUAAUGCCACGUCUGAUCGUCGUCGAAAAAUUGAUUUAAGAAUUGUUCAUAAAGUGAAGAAGCUCGAACUCAGUCAUUCCGAAUGUGCGAAAGCUCCUACUCCUGCAAAAGCCGUGCAUGACCGUUCAAAAUGUUUACGAACAUUGAAAGGUGUUCUUGAUAAUUUUUUAAAAGAAGAUUUAUCGGAUGAAGAAGUUCAGGAUUCAAAAAUAUUAGGAAUUCAGUUUUCUGGCCUGAAUGGUCAGAUUAUAGGCGUAGAUCUUCUUGAGGAUGGACUAUAUUUCGGACUGGAAGGAUCAACUUUCAAUUUUCCGGCACAACUUACAAAUAUCAAAUGUCUUCGUGGCGCACUGGAGACCUUAUACUUUUUCAAACAAAACAUUGUUAAGAAAGCGAAGUUAAUACCUGAUCUAAAAAACUUUAAUCACCCAUAUAAUAAGAUAUUUCAUUCAGGUGCUUUAUCAGAAGCAAAACAUUUCAAGAUUAAGUUUAUCCGAAAAACGCAUUUUACUCCAAGAGAAAAAAGAAACAGUCGUACUCAAGGUUCUGAUUGA